CUUUUCAUACAAUUUCACACAAUAUCUCAAAUUAUUGGUAGUUGGUACAAAACAAGAUCAAACAACUAGAAUAUAUAUACAUGUAAUUGUUUUGUGGCACAUGUUAAAUCUUUCUCCUUAUUGGUUGGAGGGAUCUAGUAUAUGGUAAUAAAGGUACUAAUAUUAUAUUGCCACUCUUUGUUUCUGCUGCUAUCUUCUUUAUUUAUGACAGAGGAGUAAGAGAUUUUGAUCAGCCAGAGGAGAAAACAAUGGCAGAGAUCCUGAGAAAGCAGCUGGCUCUUGCUGUUAAGAAGAUUCAGUGGAGCUAUGCAAUUUUCUGGGCCAUUUCAUCAUCACAGAAUGGGGUAUUGGAGUGGGAUGAUGGGUACUACAAUGGAGAUAUAAAGACGCGAAAAACAAUUCAAGCAGAACAGUUAAAUGUUGAUCAGCUUGGAUUACAAAGGACUGAGCAAUUGAGAGAACUUUAUGAGUCCCUCCUGGAUGCCGAAAACAACAGACACUCUGCAAGGCCUUCUGCUGCAUUAUCUCCUGAAGAUCUUACUGAUACCGAGUGGUAUUUCUUGAUAUGCAUGUCGUUUGUGUUCAAUAGUGGCCAAGGGUUGCCUGGGAGAUCAUUAGCAAAAAAUCAAACCACUUGGUUGUGCAAUGCAAAUUAUGCAGAUAGCAAAGUGUUUAAUCGUGUUCUGCUUGCAAAGAGUGCAUUGAUUCAGACAGUUGUAUGCUUUCCAUAUUCAGAUGGCGUAAUUGAAAUUGGUACAACUGACCUGGUUUCAGAGGAUCCUAGUAUAGUCCAGCACAUAAAAUCUUUCUUGGGGACUCCAGGGGCAAUUUUUGAGAGUGUUGCUGAUGCCGAUCUGAACCCAGAUACUGAAUGGGAAAAAGGCAACAUGUGCUCCUCAAAUGGUAGUUUAGAAGAAGUUGAGCCAAAUUAUCAGGCAAAGGAAUCACUAGUGGCUGAACGCCUUGAUGAUGGCACCUCUCAGCAAAAAAGCUGGCAAUUAAUGGAUGGUGAAAUCAGUAACACUUUCCUCGACUCUGGAGAUUCCAGUGACUGUAUAUCCGAAACCUUUAUAGCCCCUGAAAAGACUGUCCCUCAACAAGAUAAAUAUAACAAGGUUGAUGAAAACCGUCUACUUGAGCUUCAAGGCUCCAAGGAUAUGGAACUGACCUCAGUUGAGAUUCUGGAAGAUGAUAUCAACUACCAAGGUAUUGUGUCCACCCUUCUGAAGACUUCCCACCAAUUGAUUAUGGGACCAUGUUUCAAAAGCAGUAUAAAAGAUUCAUGCUUUGUUAGAUGGAAAAAAGGCAGAUCCCCGUGUAAAUACAAGUCAGGUGGAACUUCUCAAAGAUUGCUGAAAAAGGUACUGUACGAAGUUCCUGUAAAGCAUAACGAUGGUAAAAUAAGGAAACCAGAGAGUUUUGAAUCUGAUACAAACCAUGCACCAGAAGAGAGAAGGCAAAGAGAAAAGAUGCAGGAAAAGUUUAUGAUUCUUAGAUCGAUAGUACCUUCAACUGGCAAGGUUGACAAUGUGUCAUUGCUUGAUGAGACUAUAGAAUACCUUAGAAAUCUUGAGAAAAGGGUUGAGGGAUUAGAAUCUCAGAAAGAGCUUGUAGACGUAGAAGCAAGAAGGGGAAAGAGAAUUUUUAAUGUCAUAGAGAGUACUUCUGAUAACUAUGGCGACAUGAGAGUAAGUUACAGCAAGAAGCAGGUGCUGAAUAAGAGGAAGGGUUCUGGUACCAACGCUAUGAAUGCUAUAAACCAAUUGCAUCAGGAAGACAAUAAGACUGACGACGUGAAAGUUUCUAAAACAGGGAAGGGCAUUGUCAUAGAGAUUGAAUGUCCUUGGCGAGAGGAGUUGUUUGUAGAUAUCAUGGGCGCAAUAAACAACCUUCAUUUGGAUUCUCACUCGGUUCAAUCUUCCAAGAUUGAUGGAAACCUUUCUUUGACGAUUAACUCUAAGGUGAAAGGAUCAACUAUGCCAUCUGUAAAUAUAAUAAGACAAGCACUUCAACGAGUUACCAGAAAGUCCUAAAGGCCAUGUUUAUGCCAUAUUCGAAGGUUCUAGUAUGUUGACGACAGAAUUUAUCAAUCUAUCGAUCCACUAGGACUACAUAGUCGUAAUUUUUCAGACAAUGGAUUUAAGGUAAUGAUUUGAUUUAGCCAAGUGAUUUCCGAUCAAUGAAAGGGGGACAGAAAACCUCGUUACAACUCAGAAGAGAUAAGCUGGGCCAGUAUACAUCUUUCCUCUGAGUAAAAGGGGACUUCAUAUUUCCCACUAAGAAAUGCACUUGGCUGUAGGAAUCAUUGCUCAUAAACAUCAAUCUUCAAUCUUGGUAGCUUAUAUUAAGAAAAUGCACAUCAUGUAUGUACAUUAUGGUUGUGAGGUAAGCUACAAUUUCAAUGAUGACCAACUGGCAAAAGGCACUCGGUCUCGGGGUUUUUGUUGAGGGCCUAUACUCCAGAUCUUACGAGUGACUGAACUUUAAACCCAUGAUCUUGUACUGAUGGAAAGAGAUAGAUCUUUACCAAUAGUUAAAAAAAUUUCUUUCCAAAGUGUUAUGAACUAUAGAGUGUCAUGAUUUAGAUAAAACAACUAACCGGAAGUGAUAAAAAAUUGUGAGUUCUAAUGUUCUAUUACUAUAUCUUAAACUGAGACACCUGUGUACAAACAUAGAAGCAAUAUGGACAAGUGAAAUCAAGCUCUACAAGUUUAAACGUCUCGGUGAUCAGAACUAUCAUUGGUGGAAGUAGGUAACC
Molecule: messenger RNA, 2758 nt
Organism: Daucus carota subsp. sativus
Lineage: Eukaryota; Viridiplantae; Streptophyta; Magnoliopsida; Apiales; Apiaceae
Product: transcription factor EGL1
Exons: 9
Coding region: 249-2033 (594 amino acids)
Molecular function (GO): protein dimerization activity
Source: RefSeq, a predicted model, not a curated record